AUGCAGUCGGAACAGUCGUCAGACCCAUACGUGCUACAGCACCUCAGAUCUAUCAUCAUCCAUUCGCUAGAUAACUUCAACUACUCCAAUGCUGAAUUCGCCAGCGAGCGGCUCCUCGCCAUGGACGGCGACAACCUCGAGUCCAUCUACCUCUACUGUCUCACGUUGUUCCGCCAGGGCAAGCACAAGUCGUGCUACGCUCGCUUGGUGGACUUGCUCUCUUCCAACCACUUGGGGUUUGCCUUUCUCUUUGCCAAGUGUUGUUUGAUCUUGAAGAAGUACCAGGAGGGCAUCUACCAGCUUUUCCGGUUGAACCACUUGUACAGCGAGUCCUCGUUGGAAGCUGCCAAUUCGACAGCAAACCCGUUCUAUUUCACCACCAACCACAACAAGUUCAACUACGAGCACAGGAGAUCCAUAUACCCUGAUUCCUCCACCAUCUACCACUUGUUGGCGUCGUUAUACAAGGGUAUCAACGAUACCAAGAACAGCGCCCUCAACUAUGUUCAAGCGUUGAAGCACAACCAGUACGACUUCGAGGCCUUCCAGGAAUUGUGCAAGCUCGGAAAGCCUGGAAUAAGAGCAAGCUUGAAACGUAACAACUCUAGUGGAAUUAUUCCAACUAUCAACAACGAGCUGGAUCCCCAAUCAACAACCGUUUCCAUGAUAACAAUGAAAGAAAUCGAAAAGAGUGAGAAUUAUUUACUUGGUCUUUAUGUGAUAUUCGCAAAGGGAUUCAAGUGUAUGUGCAAGUAUGAUUGUUAUAAGGCAAUCAGGAUCCUCGAGUCAUUGUCAGAGAAAGAGAAGGAAACCCCAUGGGUAUUGAGCAAGCUUGGAAGACUACACUACGAAAUCGUCAACUAUAAGCAAUCCGAAUAUUUCUUUGUGAAACUCCGGAAGUUGGAUAGAACCAGAAUGGAGGAUAUGGAGUAUUACUCGACGUUAUUGUGGCAUUUGCAUCGGAAGGUAGAAUUGACGUACUUGGCGAAUGAACUCCACGACCUUGACCCCAACUCUGCAAUUGCGUGGUGUGCGAUUGGUAAUCUCUUCUCGUUGACGAGAGAGCCCGACGAGGCUAUUAAAUGCUUCAACAAAGCUACCAAAUUGGAUGAGAACUUCACAUAUGCAUACACAUUAAAAGGACACGAAUACUUCGGGAAUGAUAACUACGAAAUGGCGCUCGAGAACUUCCGGUUGAGUUUACUUAUUGAUCCACGCCACUACAAUGCGCUCUACGGAAUUGGAAUGGUGUAUAUUAACCUUGGAGAUUACCAGAGAGCAGACUAUCAUUUCCGGAAGGCUGUUUCGAUCAACCCGAUCAAUGUCAUCUUGAUUUGUUGCGUGGGAAUGGUUUUGGAGAAACUAGGAAAGAAGAAUUUGGCUUUAAGACAGUAUGAAUUGGCCAACAAGCUCCAGCCAUUAAACCCAUUGCCCAUUUUCAAGAAGGCACAAUCGUUGUUUUCUAUGCAACAAUACCCCCAGGCAUUGAAAUACUUUGAGACGCUCAAGGAAUUGGCUCCAGACGAAGCCUCAGUCCACUUUCUCCUUGGACAGUUGUACAACAUCCAAAACGAUAAGUUCCAGGCGAUCAAGGAGUUCACCAUUGCGAUGAACUUGGAUCCCAAAGGCAACUACUUGAUUCGGGAGGCCAUGGAGUCUCUCAAGGAGAAAUAG
Messenger RNA from Suhomyces tanzawaensis NRRL Y-17324, 1674 nucleotides. RefSeq names its product anaphase promoting complex subunit (gene CDC27). The coding region runs from base 1 to 1674 and encodes 557 amino acids. Gene Ontology annotation, biological process: cell division. The transcript is spliced from 2 exons. Gene Ontology annotation, molecular function: protein binding. The record is from RefSeq and is a predicted model, not a curated record. Lineage: Eukaryota; Fungi; Ascomycota; Pichiomycetes; Serinales; Debaryomycetaceae.